This is a messenger RNA of Sporisorium graminicola, 531 nucleotides long. RefSeq lists its product as uncharacterized. Gene Ontology annotation, cellular component: membrane; signal peptidase complex. NCBI's taxonomy places the organism in Eukaryota, Fungi, Basidiomycota, Ustilaginomycetes, Ustilaginales, Ustilaginaceae. Bases 1 to 531 code for a protein of 176 amino acids. Gene Ontology annotation, molecular function: serine-type endopeptidase activity. The transcript is spliced from 2 exons. The record is from RefSeq and is a predicted model, not a curated record.
AUGUUCGCCGAGGAAAUCGCUUCCUUACGCCGCCAGGGCGUGCGCUCGAUCCUGUUCCAAGUGCUCAACUUUGUCUCUGUAGUCUCCACCGCGCUCGCCAUGUGGAAAGGCCUCUCUGUGCUUACCGAUACCGAGUCGCCCGUCGUGGUGGUGCUGUCAGGAUCGAUGGAGCCCGCAUUCUACCGAGGCGAUCUCUUGUUCCUCUCCAUGCCCAGUGGGCCGUUGAAAGUCGGCGAUAUCCCAGUGUACAAGGUCCCAGGUGCGGAUAUCCCCAUCGUGCAUAGGAUCAUCGAAACGCACGAUGCCGCGGACGGCGAACAGUUGAUCUUGACCAAGGGGGACAACAACGAGAGCGACGACAUUGCGCUCUACAAUGGUGCCAGGUGGAUGCGUCGCUCCAACAUCGUGGGCAAAGUUCGAGGAUACAUGCCAUACGUAGGCUAUGUCACCAUCGCCCUCAACGACUAUCCCAAGCUCAAAUACCUCCUCUUGGCCGUCAUGGCCUUGUCACUCCUCUUCCAGAGAGAGUAA